Molecule: messenger RNA, 861 nt
Organism: Phytophthora sojae
Lineage: Eukaryota; Oomycota; Peronosporomycetes; Peronosporales; Peronosporaceae
Exons: 1
Coding region: 1-861 (286 amino acids)
Source: RefSeq, a predicted model, not a curated record
AUGACCAUACAGCCAGAGACCACCGAGAGCUCGGACAGCGGCUUCCCCAGUACCUCCGUCAUCGUGGUCGCAGUGGGGCUUGUGGUCCUCACGGGCCUCGUCUUCCUCCUCGUGGUGCUGCGUCGCGGCAGGAGCUGUCUCGACCAGACCGACAGCGAGCCGCCUACGUCACGCGCGCCCCCCGACAACUCGCGCUUCUGUAUGAAGCGCACGACGUUCGCCGUCCCCGAUACGAACCGCGCUGGUCUCGGAGACAUCGACUCAAGCGGCUCCGUGGUUCCCGUGCUGGGGGACGACCCCAGCCACCGGAAAAUGCGCGAGAACUCUCGACUGGAGUCGGGCAACUCCUGGGCUGAGGCCACGUCCUACAGCGUCGCUCCUCUCAGUAGCCGCCACACAAGACCGGCGCCGCCGAUGCUAAUCUACGCUCCAGUCCGUCGACACGGUCUCAACGACAGCCAGGCGGCGAGUGACUACAGCUCACACACGGACGACUACUCCAUCGGCAUGCUCGAGUCGCCUGUGUCUACGGAAUACAGCUUCGGCUCGGAGGGCGACGACAGAUUCCCGUCCACUCCCUGGGAUGAAGUUGACUCGUACCGAAGUCUGGACUGCACAUUCCUGUCCACGACGUCCUCGAACGUCUUUGGCUCGAACCGUGAUCGGAGUGGCGGCGCCUGGAAGAAGGUCUACGGCCCCACCGAUGAUUCCCCGACGACGGACUCGGACAUGCCACGCUUGUCUUCCGGGUUUCUCUUCGUGCGGCAGAUGGACUCGCACAACAUGAGACGUAUGCGUCUUGACACGUGUGCCCAUGGAGCUCGAAACAAUAACCUCAUGCGAUUCGAUGUCGAGGUAUGA